Molecule: messenger RNA, 1035 nt
Organism: Aspergillus niger
Lineage: Eukaryota; Fungi; Ascomycota; Eurotiomycetes; Eurotiales; Aspergillaceae
Exons: 8
Coding region: 1-1035 (344 amino acids)
Source: RefSeq, a predicted model, not a curated record
AUGAGCAGUGAAGGGCAGGGAUAUGGCAAAGACGACCGUCGCUCUGCACUUCGCAUCCUAGGGCAUCCAAACACACUAAAGCAGGAAGGAUCUAGCACUAGCCUUCCAUCGCCAGACAAAGAGGCUACGCGCCGAUUCUCGUUAAUGGAUCCGUUCUUCAACCAUGGAAGAAGUAUAAUCAAGCCUAACCAAAACGGCCACCGGUCGGCGUCAACUAAGCUCUGCAGAUUCUCAUGCCUCGCCGGAAAGGAAGGGGGACGUGCCGUGCUAAGGGGAGGAUCGUGGAAGGCUGGUAGGAGCACCGUAUGCUCUUUGCCUCGCGGGGGUGGAAAGCUGAGGCCGACAGUGGAUCUUAAAGAAUACAGUGCGCGGUGCUCAGGUCCUGGAGGAAAAGCAUCAGAAUUCAGAAUAUCUGUGCCAAGUGGCAGCGGGAUCCGCACAGCGGCCGACCAUCUCAGACUUGCGCCUGAAAAGGAAAAUGAGACCCACGAGAGCCGCGGAAGCAUCUCUCCCCGGCGGUCCGCAAUUGUUGCUACCACGGUCGAUGCAUGGACCAGGUUCGUAUUGAACGAGGAGGGUAAAUUAGGAGAGAGGCCAAGAUGUCAAGGAAGACGCGAAGCUGGACCGAAAAAGGACAGUUCUUCUAUGAUCGUAGCGGUGUCGAUGAACCUUCUCUUCCGCCUCGAAGCUCAGAACGCCAGGAGGUGCCGCGCAAAGAAACACGGAAUUGCGGGUGGUGGAGCCGAUUCGGGGCAGUAUAUACGAGGGUACGAGACAUCUGGCUCAGAGACAUCGUUUUUGAGCUGGAUGAAGCGUCUUACUGGUGUUGAGCCAGAUGGCCUCAGGGUUAGAUGCCACCCACCAGGCAGUUGGCCAUCUUCUCGGACUGGACCUGCUGUUCACACUGCCCCCGCUGUGUCUGAACUCAUGAACAAGUGCACCCCGCAACAGGGGCCGGGGGAUUUAAGAGGAGGGGUGUCUAGAGUCGUUGAUGGCUGCUCUUCCCACAUCUCCCCUCGCUAUCUCAGAGCAUAG